AAAUUCUUAAAAAGAUUCCAAAUACCUAUAUUUCUGAGGUCAGAUACCAUUAUGCAAUAAGAUCUGCACUAUGAUAAACUUUCCGGGCAUGAUGACUGAAAUAUGCCCUGUUGCAUAAUCGCAAUUCGCAACUGACGUCACAAAGGUGUCAAAUAUUUAGAUAGAUCUAAAUAAGACCAACUAGUAUAAAAGUUGAAGUUGCCAAGGUACACAUAUCAGUUAGUUACGAAACUAAUAACAACACAGAUCAAAAUGUUCAGACUUGUGGUAUUGUCUGUAGUGCUCGCUGUGGCGGCUGCUAACCCCAGCGGUGUUUGGGGAGCUGGCUUGGCCACUCCUUUGGCUGCUGGCUGGAAUACACCUUGGGCUGCAGGAGUCGCCACACCCUGGGCGGCAUCUAUCGCCGCACCUCUUGCAGGAGUAGCUCCUCUCACCGGUUCCUUGGCUGUCGCUUCUCCCAUCGGGGGAUCAAACUACAGAGGCCCACUUUCUCUUGCCCCCGGUCAACCUGCCAACAUCUUGGCCGCUGACGGCAGGCCUUUGGAUACCCUGAGUGUAAAUUUGGAUCGCGCUGUUCACGCCACCGCCAAAGCCGUCGAAGGUAACGGACACUGGUUGAAGAAGAGGUCAAUCGUUGCUGCUCCCUUUGCUGCUACUCCCUUAGCCGCUGCCCCCUUAGGUUGGGGUCGCUCAUGGGCUGCUCCUGGCCCUGUCACUGUCGCUGCUGCUCCCAUUGCUCCCUGGGGCUUGGGAGUCGGUGCCCGUGUCGGACUUUGGUAAAUUACAAAAGGCUAGACAAGGAUAUUCGAAUAAUGUAAUAAUAAUAUAAAGAGAGUUACUGUACUUACAACUUUGUUUUAUUAGUAUACUAGUUGACCCGCCUCGGAAUCGCACGGGGAGCCCACCUAUUCUAUAAGCUCAUUAUACG
Molecule: messenger RNA, 928 nt
Organism: Maniola jurtina (meadow brown)
Lineage: Eukaryota; Metazoa; Arthropoda; Insecta; Lepidoptera; Nymphalidae
Exons: 3
Coding region: 253-780 (175 amino acids)
Source: RefSeq, a predicted model, not a curated record